AUGGCUACAACCGAAUCACACCCAGUUUUUGCUUCAUUAUCAGCUGAUGAUGCUGAAAAUCAAUUGACUGAAAUGGACUCACUUUGUAUGAAUUGUCAUGGUAGAGGACAAACUCGUCUUUUAUUAACACGUAUACCUUAUUAUAAAGAUGUUAUACUUAGUUCAUUUGAAUGUGAUACAUGUCAUUUUAAAAAUAAUGAUAUUCAACCAGCUCAACGUGUUGAACCUCUUGGAGUAUUAAUUAAUGUUCACGUUUUAAAUAGUGCUGAUCUUAAUCGACAAUUUGUUAAAUCAUGUUAUGGAAUAGUUCGUAUAAAAGAAUUAGAUUUUGAACAAUCACCUCAAGGUGAAAACGGUGUUUUAACAACAAUUGAAGGAUUUCUUAGUUCAGUAAUUGAAAAUAUUCAAAAAACAAUUAAACAAAUUGAAGAAACACUUGUUGAUACCGAUAAAAAUUCAACUGAUGACAGUAAGAUUGAUAAAUCUGAAUUUGAACAACAGAAAACAAAAUUUACUGAAUUUGUUGCUCGUGUUGAAUCAUUAAAAAAUUUAACUGAACCAUUUCAUUUUGAAAUCGAUGAUCCAAGUGGUAAUAGUUUUAUUGAAAAUCCAAAAGCACCAUAUCGUGAUGAACAAUUAACUAAAAAAGAAUAUCGACGAACACCAGAUCAGAAUGCAUCUUUAGGUAUUACAGAAGAGGAAGAAGCAGCUGCAGAUGCACAAAAUCAUCUUACUUCAGAAGAGAUUGAAGCAUUAAAAGAUGAAGUAUUAGUUUUUCAAACAAAUUGUUCCAGUUGUAAUGCACCAUGUGAUACAAAUAUGAAAGUAACAAAAAUACCAUAUUUUAAAGAAAUUAUUAUUAUGGCAACAUCAUGCGAUUAUUGUGGAAAGAAAUCGAAUGAAGUUAAAUCAGGUACUGGUAUCGCAUCUCAAGGUAUUCGAUAUACUUUAGCUAUCAAAGAUCCAAUUGAUUUAAAUCGAGAUAUAUUAGUUUCUGAAACAUCAUCAUUUGCUAUACCUGAACUUGAUUUUGAAUUAUCAUCAUCAAGAUCUAUUGGUGGAAAAUUUACAACAGUUGAAGGUAUAUUUACAACAUUAAAAACUCAAUUGGCUAGUGUUAUUAUGCCAUUUGGUGGUGGUGAUAGUACGAAUAGAGGAGAUAAAAAUCAAAUGUGUUCAUUUAUUGAUAUAAUGUCUGCUGUACUUGCUGGGGAAAGAUACGUUACAAUUGUUUUAGAUGAUCCAGCCGGUAAUUGUUAUUUGCAAAAUAUAUGUGCACCUGAUCCUGAUCCACAAUUAACUGUUGAACAUUAUCAACGUACAGAUGAACAAAAUGAAGAAUUAGGAAUCAAUGACAUGAAAACAGAAAAUUAUGAAAACUCUUGA
This is a messenger RNA of Adineta steineri, 1386 nucleotides long. The record is from the annotation of a GenBank genome assembly. NCBI's taxonomy places the organism in Eukaryota, Metazoa, Rotifera, Eurotatoria, Adinetida, Adinetidae.